Messenger RNA from Dermacentor silvarum, 702 nucleotides. Its product is annotated as cuticle protein 63. The record is from RefSeq and is a predicted model, not a curated record. Bases 1 to 702 code for a protein of 233 amino acids. The transcript has 2 exons. Lineage: Eukaryota; Metazoa; Arthropoda; Arachnida; Ixodida; Ixodidae.
AUGUUUGAAUGCUGCGACAUCGUUUCCCAGUUCCGUGCCUGCAUCGUCCUUGCCCUGGCCGCCAGCGCCUUUGCCGGACACAUCGGCUCUUAUGGCCUUGGCUUCGCCGCUGCCCCAGCUGUGGCUACCUACCACGCCGUUCCAGCUGUCGCGACUGUUGCACACGCUCCAAUCUCAACUGCGGUGGCCGCUCCAGUGGCCGCGUACGCCACUGCUCCAGUCGUUGCUGCUGCUCCAGCAGUGGCGAAAGUUGCCGCCGCCUACCACGUCCCAGCUGUCGCCACCUACGCAGCUGCUCCAGUAGUUGCCGCCGCUCCUGCUGUGACCAAGGUUGCGGCAACCUACGCCACUGCCCCCGUCAUUGCUGCUGCUACAGCUGUGACAAAGGUUACCACCACACACCACGCCCCAGCUGUCGUCGCUGCCGCCCCAGUCGCCACCUAUCAUGCUGCUCCAGCCGUCACUGCUGUCCACGCCACCCCAGCAGUGGCAGCAGUCGCUCACGCUGCCCCAGCUGUCGCUGCCUACCAUGCUGCCCCAGUCUACGGCUACGGCGUCGGAACGCUUGGCUAUGGCGUUGGCAACUAUGGUUUUGGGCACGGUCCCCUCGCAUACGGUCUGAACUACGGCUACGGCCUCGGCUCUCCAUACCACUACGGUGCUCUCCUCCGCAAGAAGUCCAUGGGUUUCUGCUGCGCUUGA